CCGACAUCUCCGUGGCCCAGGGACAGAGCUGCAAACCCACGCCCCAGCCCUGUGCUGCCCCAGGCUAGGUGGAUCUGUCACGGCUCCGACACCAGCUCCCGCUCUCUCCAGAGCCAUGGACGUUCGUCUUGUCUUGUGCCUCCUCUGGGCUCUCCUAGCUACGGCCAACGCACGUCCUUCCAGCUGUUACCAGAGCUUCCCCGGGAAAAGCAGCGAAGCGGGGAGCUGUGCCAGUGGGGCAGAUUCUUGCAUCGCUGUUCAGGAAGUGAACAGCCUCGGGGGUGUGGUGAACACGGGUGUCUUCCAGUCGUGCACCAGCAGCCUGCACAGCCUGGAGGGAGACUUGGACUUUGAAUUCGGGGGCGGCGCCUACGUGAGGGUCCACUCCAAGUUGUGCAGAGAGACCAACUGCAACACGGGGGAGAUAAAGGAACGCCCCAAAAUCAGCACCGUGCCCAAUGGAGGACAGUGCCCGUCGUGCUUUGCCCCAGGAUCCCACCGCUGCCUCCACAAUGUCACACUGCACUGCCAGGGGGCUGCCAACCAGUGCGUCGACGUUGUUGGGUCGCUGUCAGAGAACAACAUCGAAAUCCCUUUCGCAGCCAGAGGAUGCGCCACGAAGGAUGUGGCCCAGAUCAAAGCUGGACACACCCUGGUGUCGGGCAUAUUCAUCUAUCAAAUCAAGAAUAUCCAGUUAAGCCCGGCCUCCAGAACGGAGACCGUGGAUGGCUUCUGACACCCUGCCAGCUCCAUCCCACUGGCGCACCCCCACUUUGAGCUAUUCCCUCCCCCUCACCUCCAGCUGUGAGUCAGUCCCCCCCAUCCCAGGCAGGGAAUAACGGUGCCAAGCAACCUUCGCUAAGCACUUUGAGACCCAUCAGUGCAGGGCCCAAGCCAGAGACCCAUUAUGGGCUUUGCACUGAGUCUGACAGGCUUAAAAACAGGCCUGAGUGUUAGAGACCCAUUAGCAGCUUCUCCCAGGACAGUGAUCUGAGGCAUAGAACCCAGGAGUCCUGGCUCCCAGCCCCACUGCUCUAACCUACCAGCCCUGACUCCCAUCCCAGAACCGGGGAGAGAACCCAGGAGUCCUGGCUCCCAGCCCCACUGCUCUAACCUACCAGCCCUGACUCCCAUCCCAGAACCGGGGAGAGAAUCCAGGAGUCCUGGCUCCCAGCCCCACUGCUCUA
Molecule: messenger RNA, 1187 nt
Organism: Gopherus evgoodei (Goodes thornscrub tortoise)
Lineage: Eukaryota; Metazoa; Chordata; Testudines; Testudinidae
Product: phospholipase A2 inhibitor and Ly6/PLAUR domain-containing protein-like
Exons: 6
Coding region: 116-736 (206 amino acids)
Source: RefSeq, a predicted model, not a curated record